Molecule: messenger RNA, 1166 nt
Organism: Pistacia vera
Lineage: Eukaryota; Viridiplantae; Streptophyta; Magnoliopsida; Sapindales; Anacardiaceae
Product: adenine phosphoribosyltransferase 1-like
Exons: 7
Coding region: 49-789 (246 amino acids)
Biological process (GO): adenine salvage
Cellular component (GO): cytoplasm; cytosol
Molecular function (GO): adenine phosphoribosyltransferase activity
Source: RefSeq, a predicted model, not a curated record
CCCACAAGUGAAGUCGACAGAGUUCGCCUACCUACCGCGCACCAACAAAUGAUGCAAGCAAUUUCACUUCUUAACUUUUCAAAACCCUCUCCUCUCUUCGUAGGGCCAUUUCAAAGACGACACUGUCCCUCGAUCGCCGGUGCCGCCGCUCCUAUUAGUCACUUGCACCGAAAUCGCUGUCAAAGUUACCGAAUCUCAGUUCCUCCUCUAUCGUGCAGUGGCACUGUGCAACAUCAAGAAAUGGCUUCUGAUGAUGGACAAGACUCUCGGAUUAGUCGGAUUUCCUCCGCUAUUCGUGCCAUCCCGGACUUCCCAAAACCAGGGAUUUUGUUUCAAGAUAUAACGACGUUGCUUCUUGAUACAAAGGCUUUCAGGGAUACUAUUGAUCUGUUUGUUGAGAGGUAUAAAGACAAAAACAUCUCCGUUGUUGCAGGCAUUGAAGCAAGGGGUUUUAUAUUUGGACCUCCCAUUGCAUUGGCUAUUGGGGCAAAAUUUGUUCCUAUGAGGAAACCCCAUAAGCUUCCUGGGGAGGUUAUUUCCGAGGAAUAUGCUUUGGAGUAUGGAACAGACGUAAUGGAGAUGCAUGUAGGUGCUGUAGAAGCAGGUGAACGUGCUUUGGUUGUAGAUGAUCUCAUUGCAACUGGUGGAACCUUGUGUGCUGCAAUCAGGCUUCUUGAGCGAGUUGGGGUGCAAGUGGUUGAGUGUGCCUGUGUCAUUGAAUUGCCAGAGCUACAGGGUCGGCAACAGUUGGGAGAUAAACCUCUAUUUGUUCUUGUAAGCGCAAAUUGAUGUCAGUUUGGGGUAUAAGUGCAUGCUUCUCGGCCAUAUGGUUGGAAAUUGAUGUAGCCCUGCUCAGACGUCAAGAUAUUUCGUGGAGGGAACAGGCUUUGUUUGAUAAUAAGGAUGUAUUAGACUGAUAUUAGAGCAUUAUCAUUGGUUUUUUCUUGUAUUUUAGGUAAGAGGCUGGGAGAUAACUGUGGGGAGAUUGGGUUUGCCUUUGAAUUUAAGAUUUAUGCGUUUAUUUUGUGUGUAUGAGAAGAAUCUUUCUUGUUUUAUUCUCAUGAAGCUGGUACCGUGCUUUCUAGUUGCAAUGGAUGUAGGGAUUCUCUAUUUCAGUUUUAAAUUUCAGUUUUAAGGUGUAUAAGAAAUAUUAGCCCUUUAAUUUC